This is a messenger RNA of Lethenteron reissneri (Far Eastern brook lamprey), 8624 nucleotides long. RefSeq lists its product as uncharacterized. Lineage: Eukaryota; Metazoa; Chordata; Hyperoartia; Petromyzontiformes; Petromyzontidae. Gene Ontology annotation, molecular function: DNA-binding transcription factor activity, RNA polymerase II-specific; DNA binding. Gene Ontology annotation, biological process: regulation of transcription by RNA polymerase II. The record is from RefSeq and is a predicted model, not a curated record. Gene Ontology annotation, cellular component: nucleus.
UUGAUGAUGGUGGUGGUUGUUGAUGGUGGUGGUGGUGAUGAUGUAUGGUGGUUGUUGAUGGUGGUUGUUGAUGGUGGUGGUGGUUGUUGAUGAUGGUGGUGGUUGUUGAUGGUGGUGGUGGUGGUGAUGUAUGGUGGUUGUUGAUGGUGGUGGUGAUGGAUGGUGGUUGUUGUUGAUUGUGGUGGUUGUUGAUGGUGGUGGUGAUGAUGUAUGGUGGUUGUUGAUGGUGGUGGUUGUUGUUGAUGGUGGUGGUGGUGAUGAUGGAUGGUGGUUGUUGAUGGUGGUGGUUGUUGAUGGUGGUGGUUGUUGAUGGUGGUGGUUGUUGAUGGUGAUGGUGGUGGUGGUUGAUUGAUGAUGAUGGUGGUGGUUGAUUGAUGAUGAUGGUGGUGGUGGUGGGUGAUGGUGGUGGUUGAUUGAUGAUGAUGGUGUUGGUUGAUUGAUGAUGAUGGUGGUGGUGGUUGAUUGAUUGAUGGGUGAUGGUGGUGGUUGUUGAUUGAUGAUGAUGGUGGUGGUUGAUGGUGGUGCCGGUUGAUGGUGGUGGUGGUUGAUGGUGGUGGUGUUUGAUGGUGGUGGUGGUUGAUGGUGGUGGUGGUUGAUGGUGGUGGUGGUUGUUGAUUGAUGAUGGUGGUGGUUGAUUGAUGAUGGUGGUGGUGGUGGGUGAUAGUGUUGGUUGAUUGAUGAUGAUGGUGGUGGUGGUUGAUUGAUGAUGAUGGUGGUGGUGGUUGAUUGAUGGUGGGUGAUGGUGGUUGUUGAUUGAUGAUGGUGGUGGUUGUUGAUUGAUGAUGAUGGUGGUGGUUGAUGGUGGUGGUGGUGGAUGGUGGUGGUGGUUGAUGGUGGUGGUGCCGGUUGAUGGUGGUGGUGGUUAAUGGUGGUGGUGGUUGAUGGUGGUGGUGGCCACCCACCCCCUCGUGCGCCGUGUCGGCCUUCAUCGGUGGCUACUCGCUAGCGACACUUGCCCCUGCAGUGUCAGCUCUGCCUGCAUGGUGGGGGAUCUUUGUCACCGAUCUAAAUCAUCACGCUGCCAUCAAUCUCUCUCACUCAUCCCAUGGCACCCUGGUUCUGCCACGUGAUCCCUUACUUGGCCUCUACGUGCACCUAGCCUGGCACAAGCGCCGUGCUGGCGGUAAUGUAAAUCAUUAGGCUGCCAUAAAUCUCACUCAUCCCAUGGCACCUGGGUCUGCCACGUGAUCCCUUACUUGGCCUCUACGUGCACCUAGCCUGGCACAAGCACCGUGCUGGCGGUAAUGUAAAUCAUUAGGCUGCCAUAAAUCUCUCUCACUCAUCCCAUGGCACCCUGGGUCUGCCACGUGAUCCCUUACUUGGCCUCAAGGUGCACCUAGCCUGGCACAAGCGCCGUGCUGGCGGUAGUACUGUAAAUACAGGUAGUCCCCGAGCUACGAUGGGGUCCGACUUACGAUAUUUCGAUCUUACGAUGGCGAUAGCGAUACGACAAAAUUGCCAUCAACAACCUUAACAUCGUUCAAGUAUGCAAACGAAGGACAGAAUCUUGGAGUGGACAACAGUGAUAUGGAGAAGGUCGAGCAAGAGGUGGAGCAGGAGAUGGACGGUGGGAUCAUAGAGGAGUUGGAACGUGCUGUGGAUGGUGGCACAACGGACGAGGUCGGGAAUGAGACCGUGGAGGAGAUUGAGUGGAAAAAGGAGGUGGACAUCGGGGCAACGAAGGAGGUGGAGUUGAAGGAGAUGUGCCAUUGGACCGAGGAGGAGGUGGAGCAGCAGGUGGAGGAGAUGGUGAUGAAAGAGAUGGAGAUUAGAACUGUGGAGGAGAUGAAGCACAUUGACAAUCAGACUGUGGAGGAGGAGGAGGUGGAGCAGGAGCGAAAGGAGGUGGACUUUGGCAAUGUGGAGGUGGUGGAGCAGUUGAAAGGGGUGGACGGCCGGGCCGUGGAGGAGGUGGAAAUGGAGGUGGAGCAGGACAUGGACCACGGACAUGUGGAGUUGAUGAAAGAGAUGGACGUUAGGGCUGUGGAGGAGGUGAAACAGAGGGUGGAACAUGGAGGGGUGGAGAAGGUGAUGAAGGAGGUACGCAAUGGAUCUCUGGAGCAGGUGGAGCAGGAGGUCAAAUAUGUAAACCCGAAGGAGGUGAUGAAGGAGGUGGAAAACAAGGAUGAGAUGGUGCAGGAGGUGGACCGUGGGGCGGUGGAGGAGGUGGUGAGGUUGGAGUUAAAUCAGGUGGAUGAUGUGGGUCAUGCAUGUUUGGAUGUGGUUGAUCAAACACCAAUGCAGGUGGAUCACAGGGCCAAGGAGGUGGCAGCGGUGGAGCACAUCCUCAUCAGCCAAGCACCCUCUGAAGACGGUUGCAGGGCAGAACAUUUGAGCAGCGCAGACAAAAAUGUGUUUCCAGGUCCCGUCACGACAGACUCCGAAACGGCGGAAAGCCGCCAGAGCACCGUGGCUCCCUGCAAACAGCACGGCAAGAACGUCGACGUCUGGACCGUGAAAUGUGAGGGUGCCUCAGGUCAAGGCAUCGCGAACGUGGAGGUCCACGGCGGUCGGUGUUGGUACGUGUGCGCAGAGGUGGACUGCGGCACAAGGUUCAGGAAGAGUCGAGACGCCCAACUGCAUGAGCAGGUGCACCGCCUGUGUGCCCCCGUCUGCAACGUCGAUGUCUGGGACAUGUUCGACACCGGUGGAGGGGGCAAGGGGGAGAUGGGCCAGCCUUGCUGUGCAAGUUCAAAAAAAUCGCACGGAAAAACGAUCGCCGCCCAGGAGCCCAAGGUGGGACAGGAGGGAGGUCAGCCGAAGUUUGUGUGCGACGUCAGUGGCUGCAAUCGCUCCUACAUCUGGCUGAGCAGCCUGAAGAGGCACGUGAGCGUCUCCCAUGGAGUCUGCGACGAAGCUGCGACGGAGGAACGUGACCUCGUGAAGCCCGCGGAAGGAGGCAACGCCGUUGAGGAAGCCGAGACGGCCGUACCAAGGCAGUCGUCAUCAGAGGUGCAGAUUCCAAAACAAAAGGAGGAGAGUGUACGGGCUGACUGUACCCAUAACAAGCGUGCCAAGUGGCCUGCGAUAUACAAAAACGACAAGUAUGUCUGCUGCAAGUGUUACAAGACGUUCAACAGCCCGCAACAACUGGGCGGCCACCUGUCUGCCAGGAAAAAUUGCGUACCUCACCCACUGUGGAUGAGCGAUGGUGGUGAGCAGAAACAAUCAAUUAACGUUUUUGAUGGUAGCGUGGACAAAGGCAUGGAGGUGGGAGGAGAUGCCCCAUGUGAGUUGGGGCUUUCGGGCGUUGUCAAUGAUAAAGAUGUAACUUCUGAAGAUGUUACUCGGUCAAAAAUAGACUGCAUUGCUCAAAAGUUGUCAGCACCUGAGUUGGAUAUGUUGGGAAAUGAGCUCCAGAGGAGAGUUCAGCAGUGGCCACACGUAACCGACAAACCUUGUCGCAGUGGCUGCAUUUCCCCUUCCAAUAAAGGGUGCACGUUGAUGCCUUGCGGACAAGGUACACAAAGGGAACGGCAAGAAACUAAAUCAAAUCUGGUUGCGGGGAGGCAGGGUUCCCCACUCAGAUUGAGCUCCGCCGACAGUGAAGUUUGCGAUGGAACGAUUUCCAUAACUAAUGUUUGCAGCCUCUCUCUGAGUGCCGAGGCGGAACACAUCCAGUCUGAAGGGAGCUGCCCUUCAACGUCUUCUAACACGCCACGAGACUUUUGGAAAACGUAUGAAAGCAACUCACGGAUGUCUCGCGAGCAGGCCCUAGUAGCAAGAGGAGAGACCAGUGUAAGUGCACCCACCGCUUUUAUAUGUCCCCCUCCAAACCUUUUGAGCAUCUCUCAAGGACCAGCCGAACACAACAAGACCGCCUUCAUGGACCCUCAAUUCACAACCAAGGCAAUCCGCAUGGUGAUGGGCUUCCAUUCGAUUUUGGAUGAAGAUGACGUUGACCCAGGAGUCUCCCAUUCCGUUGAAGUAAAUGUUUCUCGGAAGCAAGCUGACGCAAUGCGCUCGACGGCAUUUCCUGCAAGAGUGACGGGCAGACUUAUCCCCUGCUGCGUUGCUUCAUGCCAGUACAGAGCGGCAACACGGCGUACUCUGUCGGGCCACUACAUUAAUUGUCAUGGCUACAGCAGGGAGGAAGGCUACAGGCUUGCUGAGAACCAAUGCAUGUCCCAGCCCGUCAAGUCCUUCACCACGAACACUCCAGUGGAGUCGCAUCGCCAAACGAAUAAGCCACGUGUGGGUGGUCUCUGCGGCAGGCCUCCUAGUGACUUGGCAGCAUCCGGUGAUGAUUUUGGAGGAAAAGAUGUUGCAUCCAGCGAGAAUUGGCUCGAUCGGGUGGCCGUGCAAGGGCAGUGUGGGCAAGGCCCAGUGAGUUCAGGAGGUGAAAGUUCACACACGUUAAUUUCCCAGCAAACUGCUCAGGCCAGGCACAGGUGGCCCCGCAAGGCACACACAGAAAUGCUAUUAAAGCGACCCUAUGACCUGGCCUGCGCGUGGGAAGAUGGCAAGGCCGCAUUGGCCGGGAUGAGGAAGAAGGUGCCGAAAAAGCUCAUGUGUGGAAUUAAUGGCUGCACGCGCGUCUUCAUGUGUCCAGGGAGCCUGAAGCAGCACGUGGCUGUGUCGCACAAGGAAUACAAGCGGGCUGCGUCCCCGCAGCAGUACAUGCUCCCAGAGUCGCUGGUCAUCGAGCACAAUAAGGCCGGGGCGGACACGCUGCUCACGCUGCAGAGAGAGAAGCAGGAGACGUGGAGUCCCUGGCUGGCGCAGGAGCGUGACAGGUUGCUCAGUGGGUGCUCCCAUAACCGCUACGCCAAGUGGCCGGCAAUCUACAAAAAUGGAAAAUACGUGUGCAGCAGGUGCUACAGAGCGUUCGAUAGUCCAAAGUCUUUGGGUGGACACCUCGCUCACAAGACAAACUGCGUACCUCCCUUCACGAGCCCAUUCUCAGAGAGAGGUCACCCGCCAUGCCAAAUGCGUCCGUUGACAGCCGAGGCAGUCAGUUAUGUGGUGAACAACUCGGCCGCCAGUGAGUUCUGCAUUGUGGCUGUGGAAGGUGGCGCUAGCUUUGGUGUUGAUCUGAGAGCUCCAGACGGUUCACAAGUGGGAGGUGGUGAAAUUAUGAACUCGCAAUUGACUGCGGACUCUGGAUUACACCCGCAGGUUAUCUCAAACAGUGAGUGCAUUGACAACAGCGACUUCACCAUCACGAACGUUUGUAGUUUAUCAACCAACGCAAACCCUAUUUUCUACAGAUCUAAAGAUCCCUUGACUGAGGGCAGCAGUAACCCAGUCGGCGUGUUUCCAGGAGCGGUGGAGCGGCACAUUAUCCCCAGCUUAAACCCGCAACACAUGCCUCUCACCGGCCACAGAGUGCACACUCAACCCAGACCAGGCUUACAGGGUGAACGUUCCUCUGAGCACACCGUUGCGCCGAUCGCGAGGCGCUUCAACAACGGCAGCGGCGAAUCUGACGGGAUGCCCCCUGCUCGUGAAACGAAUUCCAAAAGUCACGUUUGCCGAGUGUCGCAUUGUAAAUUCGAGGCCCUCUCCAGGACAGCGCUGCUCUCCCACUACGCCGAGGGGCACGCGGUGGAGGAGCGCGUUGCCGAGCCGCCCACCGUGCCGUUCGGAUGCCUCUUCAAGGACUGCGACGCCAAGUUCCCCGGCCACCGCGGCCUGAGGCUUCACUACAAAAGCCGGCACAAGGUGAACGACCAGCAGCUGGAGAAGCUGUGCGUCGAAACCGCGGACGUGCGCGCUGCGUCGCCGGGCUUCUCGCCCGUCGAGUGCAGCAUCGUGGAGAUGGCGACGCCGGCGGCGGCGGCGGCGGCGGCGGGGGAGGAGGAGGGGGAUCGAGCCGCAGGCCCGGCGCUGCAGGCCUCCGGGCUGCCGCGCGCUGCGGACGAAGCGGCCGUCACGUCCCCGCUCCUGCUCAUUGUGACGGUCGAGGCGGACGAGGGCCGCUGGCCGGGGGAUGCGGCGCCGGCGCGAGGGCCCACGGGGAAAUCCGGGCGCCGUCCCCCCGUGGGCAAAGGGGCGCCAUCGACUCCUGACGCCGGCCCAAAAUGGGCGGAUCGAGGGCCGAGAGAUGCACUCUGAAUUGGACGGUUUUUUUGCAUUGAUCACCUUUGACAAACGUUUGUUGAAAGUGUUAAAAGGACAAAGUUUCGCGAGUCACGAAAUGUAAUGAAGGAUGAAUAGCUCCUGUCGAAAAUUUUUUUCAGAGACCUUUUGGAGUGUUUAAGGCCAUUUAAAAAUGUCAGAAGCAACUUUUUUCUUGUGUUCUUUUUUAAAGUAGCUUAAUUUAAAUGGUGUAAACCCCACCCGGCUCCCACCUUUGUUUUCAGUUGUUCUGCAAAGCAUGUACUACAGACACAUCGGGAGCACAAUAUUUUAUUGCUCUGAAUGGAAUGUUGGUUUUCGUGAAGUUGCCCACGAGAUUACCCACCGUCCCCGCUCACUCCCACCUUCUCUCUAUGCUUGCCGCGACCACCGCUAGUUGCGUUCAGAGGAUUUGGCUGCUAUUGUACAUUUCCACAUGAUGAUAAGCCAGUUCAGUGGGAUAUCAUUGGUGGCCAGGUCACUUCUGAAAAAGAGCUGUAUAAGCUCAAUGGGCGUUACUUGGUAAAAAAAAAAGUAAAAAAAAAUUCGAAAUAGAGAACAAAUCUGCAAUACACAAUGUUGCAAAUUUCACGUUGAAAUGCGAAAGUAGAGACUGCAACUGCAAAGCUUGUUGAGGAAGUGGAGCUGAAUGAAAAGAGAUGUGAACGCGAGGAGAUUACGUAUCCUCUGAACUCUGCAUAGUGGAGGGAAAGGCGGAUUCAAUAUAUAAGCGAACAACACAACGCUGUACAUGACCAGGGGAUCGGCAACCAAUACAACAAGAAGAGCCAUUUUUUCCGAAUUCCCAGAUGGUGGUGGGUCCUUAAUAAAUAAGGUGUCACAAGGCAGUCGUUUAAAAGAGCCGCAGGUUGUACGUGGCCGACGAACCCGUAAGCAAGGAAUGAGGGCAGCCACAGAGAGAUUGGUUUCUCCGCUUCUACGCUUCACGUGGUUAUUUAUCACCCAGCACACUCCCAAGAGGGGGACGCCUUCCGUGGUGUAACGGUCAGCACAAUUGGGCUUGCGAUCAGUGAGGUCGACGGUUCGAUUAUUUGAUUUCCCGGCGCGGCAGUUGAAACAAUGGGGGGCAGGUUUCUUAAAUCCCCCACCUCCUCCCUCCCCCCUCCCCACUACCAUAUUAAUCAGCAGUCCAGGUUGCACCUCCAAUUAACACGGUUGGCUACGUACGGUGCGAAGGAAGUUCAACAUAUGUAGUGUUAUUGAGGACACCGUAGUAGGUGAGUCGAUCGGCAGGUCAUGUAUGGUGGAGUAAGCGUAGGUACCCCCCCACUUCUUCCAAGACCCAUGCUCGCAUCGUAGAAGAGUAGGCCAAACACCCUCUCUAGAGGGCCUAUUUAGAGCUCCGUCUAGUGGCGGACCCUUCUAGCAGUCGUGUGAGCGAGUGAUUGUAGGGCUACCCGUUUUUACCUUAUCUCCAUGAAAGGUAAUAAUUAACUUUUUUUUUGCUAAACCAUGGUGUGAUGUUCAUAGAUGUUUACGUGCCUGUAACACCGAGCAACCCGAAUUGCAUUUCAUUAAUGGCCACACCCUGCCUGCGGAUGAUUCUGUUACCUGAUAUUUUUUUCCAUUUGCACAUGUGAGCCGCGCUGAGGCCAUGCCAAGCCAGGCCAAAAGCCGUGCCACCGACGUCACGCACACAAACGCUGUGACACCCGAGACGCACGCACGCAGAUAAUGUGACGCCGCGUAUCCACACAGCGUGCUCGUCGGGGGACAUCAGAACGCAACCCGCAUCGAUGGCCCUGCUCCCUGGCUCUGCUCGACUCCCCGAGAUAGAUUCAGAUUCAGAUCGGCGUCUUCGGAGGCCAGUGGAGCCAAGAAUUUUGGCCACGGCACGGACAAUUGCGGCCGGUGGACUCCGCGCGCUGCCUCGGCUGUGCCAUUUGAAAACGGGGGUGGGGGGGGGGGCAUCGGAGAAGUCGAAAUCCCACCGCGAGGUUUCGCAUUUUGCUCGAAACGAGGAAUAUUUGCUCGAAAAUAUUUUGGCGACAAGCCCCGUUGGCCGUCGGAAAUGUUAUUUUACGUUGGCGAUGAAACAGACGCUUAUAUUUCAUUAUAAUGCCCGCGGUGUGCAAGAAUGGUACAAUAAUGAAUAAACGGCAUUGUACUUUUUUUGUUCACUUGGGGCGGAACAACAAAAAAAAACGUAACUUUACACGGCCUUAGCGUGUACUCGUGUGUACGUGCGUGUGCGCGAACGAACGCACGCACGCACGCUGCUCUCGUCCGUUUCGUGGCUCGUAUUGAAUCACGGUGAAUGCUCGUUAAGACACUGCAAAGCGUAAUUGGCCCUGGGAUGCACAUUUCUUGUCAAACCCACUCACACACAGUCGGGAGACACGAUGUGUUCUGUGAACGCGGUGCGUCGUACCUUGCGUUGAUGUUGGGGGUUUUUUGUAGGCCGACUACAGCCUGCUUUGAGUUAUUCGUCAUAAGCUUCCACAACGUAUCGUUGUGGUGGCUUUUUUGAGAUAAUAAACAAAGUAACUUGGAUUUGACACCGUCCUUCAUGAAGUUUAUUGUGGUUGACAUUUUCAAUAUAU